This is a messenger RNA of Fusarium vanettenii 77-13-4, 1017 nucleotides long. RefSeq lists its product as uncharacterized. NCBI's taxonomy places the organism in Eukaryota, Fungi, Ascomycota, Sordariomycetes, Hypocreales, Nectriaceae. The coding region runs from base 1 to 1017 and encodes 338 amino acids. The transcript has a single exon. Gene Ontology annotation, molecular function: protein binding. The record is from RefSeq and is a predicted model, not a curated record.
AUGCCUCUUGAAACCCUCCCCGUCGAACUCAUCGAGUCCAUUGCCGCCAAGGUCACCUCUGGCGCUGGCCUGAAUGCCCUCAGUCGCACAAACCGUCACUUUCAUCAGAUUCUCGAUCGGCGUCUCUACGCGUGUCGGAGCAACGACAAAGCGCUCUUUUUCAGCAUCAAUAAAGGAUACAGCUCAGUCUUGGAAAAGGCAAUACGGGGAGGAGCCGAUCUAAACAGUUUAUACGAAUGGGCCCCUGGUGCUCGUUUCACCACACCACUCGCCUUCGCCGCCGGAACAGGUCAUGUCGAGAUUGUUAAACUGCUUUUGAAACAUGGCGCCGACCCGAACCCGGUAAGAUGGGAAGAAAUACGACACACACCGUUGAGUGUAGCCGCCGGGAAAAGACAUUACGAGACUGCCAAGAUUCUCAUCGACGCUGGAGCUGACGUACAUACCACAUUCGGCGAGCCGUGUGGAUCGCUAGCACUUCACGCGGCAGUGGGAUAUUACGACGAGGAUGACGACCUUGUACGACUUCUCCUCGAGAAUGGAGCACUUGAUAACUCUCCCCAAGAGUACAGAGGAACAGCUGCCCUAGAAGAAGCAUUAACAUACGGACGCGUUUCUACAGUAAAGCUUCUCCUCCAGGCGGGCGCCAAUCCAGUUUUCAGGGGCUCUGAUGAUUGGACUCCAGUGAUGUUGGCGAUUUUUGGGGGAUCUGAAGAACUUGCAUUUCUGUUUCUGGAAAUGGGAGCCGACCUAGAACAAACUUGCAACAAAGGGAGGGGUUUGGUAUGGUAUGCAGUAUGGUAUAGCUGCCCCAACGUCCUUAGAUAUGUCUUGGAAAGAGGUUGCAGUGCAAAUGAUCACGCCGCUCUCAGAAUUGCCUUCGAAAAUGAGGAACAAGACAUAAUAGAAUUGCUACUGGAACGAGGGGCGUCACUCGAGGAAGCUGGACUUGACGAGAGCAAAUACCGCCACCUCAUCAGUAGUCCUCGAGUCGAUCAUCAAGACGCUUUUUUGUAA